Brachypodium distachyon (stiff brome) is the source of this 1036-nucleotide messenger RNA. RefSeq names its product membrane protein PM19L. The record is from RefSeq and is a predicted model, not a curated record. The transcript is spliced from 4 exons. The coding region runs from base 129 to 635 and encodes 168 amino acids. NCBI's taxonomy places the organism in Eukaryota, Viridiplantae, Streptophyta, Magnoliopsida, Poales, Poaceae.
UGAACCCCCAUACACGCGUAUAUAAACUGCAAAUCCGUCCGGCUUCUGAAAGCAUCAGGUAUUCUACAAUUUACUGACUUAAUCGUCAGACCAUAAGAGGUUAUUUAGGUAAGUACGUUUAGUGAAAAAUGGGGGACAACAUGAAGCCCGUGGCCCUCCUCCUGCUGAUGCUCAACUUCUGCAUGUACACCAUCAUCGCCAUCAUCGGCGGGUGGUCCGUCAACUUCGCCAUCGACCACGGCUUCAUCAUAGGUCCCGGGCUGCGACUGCCGGCGCAUUUCCACCCGAUAUUCUUCCCGAUCGGGAACUUCGCCACGGGCUUCUUCGUGCUGUUCGCGCUGCUGGCCGCCGUCGUUGGGGCCGCCUCGUGCGUCGUGGGCUUCAUGCACCUCCGGUUCUGGAACUACCACAGCAUGCAGCCCGCCGCGUCGCUCGGCCUCGUCGCCUGGGCGCUCACCGUCCUAGCCAUGGGGCUGGCUUGUCAGGAGAUCAGCUUUGACCGAAGAAAUGCGAAGCUGGGGACCAUGGAGGCGUUCACGAUCGUCCUGUCAGUGACGCAGCUCGUCUACGUCCUCGCUAUCCACGGGGGGAGUCACGAGCCCGUCCCGGUCGAGCGGCACAACGCCCUGCGCUAGCUGAUCGGGUCGGAUCGCAGGCAGGAUGAUAAUACGGACCUGCGGAGAGAAAGGGAGGAAAAAGGACGCGAUCGAGAAGCGGGAGACGUAUGGGGCGUGACAAGGAACCGAGCUAGUCGCUAGCUGUCCGAGAUUGUUUACUUGUUGUGGUCGUGCUUUUCCGUUUGGCGUGAUGAUUCUUUGAGUGGAAUUUAAUUGGUGAGAAUGGAGGGCGUGGGGUUCUUCCGUUCAUUUGUGUCGUGUGUUCCUUUGGAUUUGUUGAUAGAUUCAAGUAUGUAUCUGACAAAUCUGAUUCGUUAACUCUCUGUUGUCUCUCUCUGUAAGUUCAGAUCAGAAGCAACCACAACUUUUAUGUUUUUCUGUUUAGUUGUAUGUCCAAAUGCUACACAACUUUAUGUUUU